AUGACGGUCAUUGGACUAGGUAUAUUAACCUUUCCUACUCCUACUCCUGCUGGAAAAACCUGCUUCAAAUUCGCAAUCGCUGAAGAAGUUAGCAAUGCUUGGAGUAAAAUGCUCUUUUUCCUGCUCUUAAUAAACGUUUGUGCAGCAGCAGAAUCAGGCAGCACUGCACCGUCUGUAGAGCUGACGAGCGUUGACUACUCUGCUUUGACAACUACAGACAAUGUGGGAUUGGUCGUUGGUCAGUUUAAUUUUUCUGUCUACUUCGAUUAA
This is a messenger RNA of Cylicostephanus goldi, 270 nucleotides long. The record is from the annotation of a GenBank genome assembly. Lineage: Eukaryota; Metazoa; Nematoda; Chromadorea; Rhabditida; Strongylidae.